CCUAACUCCCCUCACCACCACCUUCUUAAUUGAUAAUUUCCACUGCACCUAGCUAGCUUAGCUAGACCCAUUUUCAAUUCCUUUGGUCAAUAAAUGGAAGAGGACGAUCAAAAGGAGUUGCAGUUACUUCCUGCUCCAUACUCUCUACCUUCUUCUUCAUCAAUCAUGUCAUCUCGGCCAUCUGAUUCUUCUUCGUCAAGGUAUCGAUCAACGGUGUCUGAUCGUAACUCCAGCUUUCACGGCCAAGCACUAGACCUGCAGUUAUCAAUCAGCUUAAGGCCAAUCCAGCCACCUUCGGAUUGUAUUCUCUCUGGUCCUAGUCUCUGUGCAUGCGACGAUGUCAAGUCCGAGACGAGCUGUGUCGAUGCUUUGAAAUGGCAGGCGGCGGAGCAAGUUCGGCUGGCGGGGAUAGAGAAAGCGUAUGCAGAGCGAGUGAGGGAGCUGACGAGGAGAGAAAUGGAGUUGGCGCAGUCGGAGUUUGCGCGAGCAAGGCACCUGUGGGAGAGGGCCAGGGAAGAGGUGGAAAGAGCAGAAAGAAUGAAGGAGAGGGCGACGCGCCAGAUAGACUCUACGUGCAUGGAGAUCACUUGCCAGUCUUGCAGGCAAAGGUUCCGGUCUUAAAUAGUACUGCUCAAGCUGGGAUAUAUAUAGAAUCCGGCAUUCAGUUCAGGGCGUUCAAGGCAAAGGCCGAUCAAGUAAAUUUGUAUGCAAAUUUGGGUUCUUGGGUUUCUGCAAUAACAAUUAUCUGUAACAAAAAGUUAAGUACAAGCUGAUAAAGCCCACAAUUAAUAAAAAUGGCAGGAGAACUUCGCAAUGAACUUUUCACUUUUAUCUGCGUGAUCUGUAUAUCCUGAA
This is a messenger RNA of Juglans regia (Persian walnut), 855 nucleotides long. RefSeq names its product protein indeterminate-domain 16. Gene Ontology annotation, cellular component: nucleus. The transcript has a single exon. Gene Ontology annotation, biological process: gravitropism. Bases 94 to 621 code for a protein of 175 amino acids. Lineage: Eukaryota; Viridiplantae; Streptophyta; Magnoliopsida; Fagales; Juglandaceae. The record is from RefSeq and is a predicted model, not a curated record.